This is a messenger RNA of Umbelopsis ramanniana AG, 1076 nucleotides long. RefSeq lists its product as uncharacterized. Gene Ontology annotation, molecular function: RNA polymerase II cis-regulatory region sequence-specific DNA binding; DNA-binding transcription factor activity, RNA polymerase II-specific. The transcript is spliced from 6 exons. Gene Ontology annotation, biological process: regulation of transcription by RNA polymerase II. The record is from RefSeq and is a predicted model, not a curated record. Gene Ontology annotation, cellular component: nucleus. NCBI's taxonomy places the organism in Eukaryota, Fungi, Mucoromycota, Umbelopsidomycetes, Umbelopsidales, Umbelopsidaceae. Bases 93 to 716 code for a protein of 207 amino acids.
AAAAAAAAAAUUUCUUUCAUCUUCUUUUUCUUCCCAGACAACACUCGCACAGACACUUCACUGCUUUCACCUCACACAAAUAAGCAUUCAUCAUGGAUAUUUCAGAAUUGGUUUCCCCGUCACCACAGCAAUCACAAAGAGGAUUGUUCACUUGUAAUUGGAAUUCAUGCGGGAAGUCAUUCGGGCGUAGAUCUGACCUUGAGAGGCACUAUCGCAUACAUAUCAACGAUCGGCCAUUCGUUUGCACUUUCCCUGCUUGCAGAAAACGUUUUAUUCAGAGAUCAGCCCUUACCGUCCAUAUGCGUACACAUACUGGAGAACGACCACAUACAUGCGAGCACCCAGAUUGCAAUAAAAGGUUCAGCGAUAGUAGUUCCCUAGCUAGACAUCGACGUAUACAUACUGGGAAACGUCCUUAUGCUUGCCAAUACGAAGGUUGUGGCAAAAGCUUUACAAAAAAGAUGCUGUUGGCAAGGCAUACUCGUUUGGAACAUGCCACGGCUGCCAAAGUUCGACGUACUUCAUCAACAAGUAGCGAACAAGACGGUGACGCCAGUUGCAGUCCUGUUGCAUCCUCCCUUCCAUCUCCGUUCUUUGCUGGCUAUUCAUACCCGGAAUACCGCCCUGUACCUUGUGUCAUGACCUGUAAAAACACCCAUUCCGCAGAAUUUACCCAAUAUUACGCAUAUAUGAGCUCAACCACAGCAACGGAAUGAAAAACGAAGCUUGUCAUGGGAAAGCAUGAUAGACUGAUCCAGGAACCAACUAUAUUUGGGGGAAACUGAAAGGAACAUUUCAUCUUCUUACAUAAAAUUCCAUGGCAUUCCAUGGUUUUUAGGUUUCACAUUUGCAGUUGUUGCACAAUUCUCAUACUAGAAGAGAUGUUUUGGUUCCAUGAUCAAAAUCAUUUCGUUUGUAGAGGGUAUACCCCAUCCUACAUUUUCCAUCAGCUUUCAAUGCAUCAUUCAUUCACAAAGAGAAAAAACAAGAACAUUACCAGAUUAAAAGCAUCGCCCAAACAUUGCAUACAAUUCGUUAUACUGUGUGUUCUUAUUUUGAUACCUACAACAUCGAAA